Molecule: messenger RNA, 1482 nt
Organism: Ceratotherium simum simum (southern white rhinoceros)
Lineage: Eukaryota; Metazoa; Chordata; Mammalia; Perissodactyla; Rhinocerotidae
Gene: RCE1
Product: Ras converting CAAX endopeptidase 1
Biological process (GO): CAAX-box protein processing
Cellular component (GO): endoplasmic reticulum membrane
Molecular function (GO): metalloendopeptidase activity
Source: RefSeq, a predicted model, not a curated record
CGGUAUCGCGUCACUGGUGCGCGCCGCGGGUCCGGGCGCGAUGGCGGCGCUGGGCGGGGAUGGGUUGCGCCUGCUGUCGGUGUCCCGGCCGGAGCGGCAGCCCGAGUCCGCAGCCCUGGGCGGUCCAGGCCCCGGGCUGUGCUGCUGGGUGUCCGUGUUCUCGUGUCUCAGCCUCGCCUGCUCCUACGUGGGCAGCCUCUACGUUUGGAAGAGCGAGCUGCCCAGGGACCACCCUGCCGUCAUCAAGCGGCGCUUCACCAGUGUCCUGGUGGUGUCCAGUCUCUCGCCCCUCUGCGUGCUACUCUGGAGGGAGCUCACGGGCAUCCAGCCAGGCACAUCCCUGCUCACCCUGAUGGGCUUCAGGCUGGAGGGCAUUUUCCCAGCAGCACUGCUGCCCCUGCUGCUGACCAUGAUCCUUUUCCUGGGCCCACUGAUGCAGCUCUCUAUGGAUUGCCCCUGUGACCUGGCAGAUGGUUUGAAGGUUGUCCUAGCCCCUCGCUCCUGGGCCCGCUGUCUCACAGACAUGCGUUGGCUGCGGAAUCAAGUGAUUGCGCCCCUGACAGAGGAGCUGGUGUUCCGGGCCUGCAUGCUGCCCAUGUUAGCACCGUGCACGGGCCUGGGCCCUGCUGUGUUCACAUGCCCACUCUUCUUUGGAGUUGCCCAUUUUCACCACAUCUUUGAGCAGCUUCGUUUUCGCCAGAGCAGUGUGGGGAGCAUCUUCUUGUCUGCAGCGUUCCAGUUCUCCUACACAGCUGUCUUCGGUGCCUACACUGCUUUCCUCUUCAUCCGCACAGGACACCUGAUUGGGCCGGUUCUCUGCCACUCCUUCUGCAAUUACAUGGGCUUCCCUGCCGUAUGUGCGGCCCUGGAACAUCCGCAGAGGCGGCCCCUGCUGGCAGGCUAUGCCCUGGGUGUGGGACUCUUCCUGCUUCUGCUCCAGCCCCUCACGGACCCCAAGCUCUACGGCAGCCUUCCCCUCUGUGCGCUUUUGGAGCGGGCAGGGGACUCAGAGGCUCCCCUGUGCUCCUGACCCAUGCUCCUAUACACACUCCUAUGAACUCUCAUGGGCUCUCUAGCCCCUCCCCAUCAAGGGGUACUGCAGGGGAGGAGCUGGCCAGGGUCCCCGAGAUCUCAGGAAUUUUUUUAGGGGAUUGAAGCCAGAGCUAGUUGAAUCCCAGGGACCAAGAGAAAGGAGCAGGUAUCCAAAGGGUGUGGCCCCUGUCAAAAGGGGGUUGAGGAGCAGCUGGGAGUGAGGGGCAAGGGGCAGGUCCCAGGAGCCAUGCACUCCCUUCCUCACUUUGGACUGCUGCUUCCCUGAGCUCCUCUGGCCCCCUCUCCCUCUGAAAAGCUGCUCGGGGGGGGGGGGGGGGGGGGUGGAAUUUACAAAACCCCUCCCCCUAACUUCCCAGGGUUUUCUCAUUGUCUUUUUGCAUCAGGACUUUGUAUUGGGAUAUUAAAGAGAUUUAACUUGGGUAACAUGGC